AUGCGCCUCCUCCCUCAAGUCCUCUUCCUAGCGAUUCUCCUAGCGAUUCUCCUCCCGCGCGGCGCGUCGUCCGCGCCGCCGCUGCCGCCGUGCCGCCCCGGCGCCCCUCCGGGCGCGCCGUCGUGCUACGCGCUCCUACAUCUCGAGCGAUCGCUCGACGCGAGCGCGCGACGCGUGCGCAAAGCCUACCGCGCCGCCGCGCUCCUCGUGCACCCGGACAAGUGCGCGAACUGCGACGACGCGACGCGUUUGGCGAACCAGAGACGAUUCGUCGACCUCGCGUUCGCGUACGAGACCCUACGCGACGACGCGAGCCGGUUCGACUACGAGCGCGGCGCGGGGCGAUGGGCGCCGGGGAAGGCCGACGCGAAUCCAACGCGCGACGACACCUUCGACCCGUCCUCGACCCGCGGGGGCGCGUGGGCGCGCUCGCGGUUCGACGAGGCCCGCGACCCGCUGCUGACGACGCGCGGAUGGGCCGCGCUCGCGGCGUGCGCGCUCGUCGUCGCCGCCGUUCGGGCCGUCGCGAGAGCGUGCGAUCGCGCGGCGCGGCGAUUCGCGCGGGAUCGCGCCGCGACGACGGGCGCGCGGAAGGGCGCCGCGCGGCGCCGACGCGAGCGGGUCGAAUCCGAAGCGCGCGCGCGCGAGGUCGCGACGACGACGGGAACGCAGCGGAGGGAGCACCGGCGGAGGGAGAUGAACGAGGCGGCGGCGGCGAUGGCAUCGAGGGUGGCGGCGGCGGCGCGCGACCUGAACGCGGCGACGGGCGGCGGCGUCGACGACGACGACGACGACGCGGUCCCCGAGCGUUUGCGGACGCUCGCGAGGCAGGGGUCCCUCGCGGCUCACCAGACAAUGAAGCUGCUGGCGCGGACGCGCGAGUUGUGGGGUUCGGGUAGUGUCGGACAUGGGGUGUCGGACACAAGUGUCAGACACGAUGUCAGCGACGCGGCCAACACGGACGGGAUGGCGGCGACGUUGACGCGCACGUUUCUCGCGCUCGCGUCGUCGCCGCCGCCGUGGGACUCGCUCGUCGUCGGCGACGAAGCGUUGCGGACGCGGCUCGCGGCGUGGGGGAAGGAGGCCGCGCGGUUGGGCAGGGAUUUCGUACCGAGUCCAUUCGCCCUCGGCUGUACCGGCUGGGACGACGGCACCGGCGACGGCGUCGACGACAUGCGACGACUGACGCGUUCGCUUCGCGCGUGGGAGCGGUCGUCGAAUCAGUUCGCGACGCUCGUCCGCGAGCUCGCGGCGCACGCGCGCUCGUGCGCGGCGACGCUGCGCGCCGCGGACGCGCGCGACCGAGCGCGAUGGAGCAAGGUCGAACGCGCGACGUUGAAGCGCGCGAUGACGACGCAUCCGAAAGGGACAGAACGGCGGUGGGAUCGCAUCGCGGAGGCGUUCGAGGGGCGGAGGUCCGUGGAGGAGGUGAAGCGGUACGUCGCGGAGAUGGUCGUGCUCGCGCGCGAUCGCGCGGGGGCGAGCGCGGAGGGCGAGUCGAGCGGGGCGCCACGCGCGUAG
Micromonas pusilla CCMP1545 is the source of this 1521-nucleotide messenger RNA. RefSeq lists its product as uncharacterized. Gene Ontology annotation, biological process: 'de novo' cotranslational protein folding; regulation of translational fidelity. The record is from RefSeq and is a predicted model, not a curated record. The transcript has a single exon. Gene Ontology annotation, molecular function: ribosome binding; Hsp70 protein binding. Lineage: Eukaryota; Viridiplantae; Chlorophyta; Mamiellophyceae; Mamiellales; Mamiellaceae. Gene Ontology annotation, cellular component: cytosol. Bases 1 to 1521 code for a protein of 506 amino acids.